Akanthomyces muscarius is the source of this 501-nucleotide messenger RNA. RefSeq lists its product as uncharacterized. Bases 1 to 501 code for a protein of 166 amino acids. Lineage: Eukaryota; Fungi; Ascomycota; Sordariomycetes; Hypocreales; Cordycipitaceae. The transcript has 3 exons. The record is from RefSeq and is a predicted model, not a curated record.
AUGUCUUCGACUCUGGCCCAGCCCAGCUUUCUCAAAGCCCUCUAUGUUGGCAAUGCCCUCUGGUUCACCAGCGCAUUCUACCACUUCUCCUUCCGCCAGGAUUUCAUGAUGCGCAAGCUCUCCCUGCGCCGCUCUUCCCCCGACGCCGCCGUCGCGGCCCUGCCUUCUGGCGACGCCUGGCACCACGACGUCAUGGCCUACCUCGGGGGCAUGAACACGGCCAUGGCCGCGCUCGCCGUCUUUCGCGUCUACGGCCUCUUCAGGCGCGCCGUCACCGGCAGCACCGCCGCCUUUUCGAUCCGCAACGCCGACGGCGACUUUUCGCCCGACUUCAUGGUGCUGAUUGUGCUGGGCAUCGGCAACUGCUCGCAGGCGGUGCUCAACUUUACCCGGAGCCGCAGCUCGGACCGCUGGAUCAUGGGCAAAGGCCUGGAUCGCAUCACGGUCCUGGAUGCCGUCUUCACGGUCCUGGACUGGGCUGCUGCUUUCGGCGGCCUAUAA